Messenger RNA from Antechinus flavipes (yellow-footed antechinus), 2578 nucleotides. RefSeq names its product sigma non-opioid intracellular receptor 1 (gene SIGMAR1). The record is from RefSeq and is a predicted model, not a curated record. The transcript is spliced from 4 exons. Lineage: Eukaryota; Metazoa; Chordata; Mammalia; Dasyuromorphia; Dasyuridae. Bases 208 to 879 code for a protein of 223 amino acids. Gene Ontology annotation, cellular component: endoplasmic reticulum.
CGGUGACCCGGCGUGGUUGCUUUUCCAACCCUGCCCCCACCCCUUAUCCCGAGGUCCCGCGGCUUCCCGCGUGCGCGCGCGCGUGCGCGGUAUCUAGCCUAUCCUAGCCCGGCCCCCGACUCGCGCUGCCCAAAGCCGCUUCCUCCCCUAGACGCCCCCCUCCUUCUCCCGGAGCUCUCUCCGUUCCCCCGUCCCGGAACCGCCGGGAUGCAGUGGACGAGGAGUUCGCGUGCCCUGCGAGUGGCCGUGGUGCUGGCCGUCGCGGCGGUGCUGGUGCAGGGCAUCCGCAUCUGGCUGGACUCCAAGCGCUUCGUCUUCCAGCGCGAGGAGAUCGCGCAGCUGGCGCGCCAGUACGCCGGCCUUGACCAUGAGCUGGCUUUCUCUCGCCUCAUCGUGGAGCUCCGGCGGCUGCACCCAGGCCACAUCCUGGCAGAUGAGGACCUUCAGUGGGUGUUUGUGAAUGCCGGCGGGUGGAUGGGCUCCAUGUGCCUCCUGCACGCCUCACUCUCCGAGUACGUGCUGCUCUUCGGCACAGCCAUCGACACUGGGGGCCACUCUGGUCGGUAUUGGGCUGAAAUCUCAGACACGGUCAUCUCUGGAACCUUCCGCCAGUGGAGGGAAGGGACAACCAAGAGUGAAGUUUACUACCCAGGAGACACCAUUGUUCACGGGCCCGGGGAGGCCACAGCGGUGCAGUGGGGGGCUGGCACGUGGAUGGUGGAGUACGGCCGGGGCUUCAUCCCUUCCACCUUGGGCUUUGCACUGGCCGACACAUUCUUCAGCACCCAGGACUUCCUCACACUAUUCUACACUCUGCGGGUCUAUGCCCGGGCACUGUGUCUGGAGCUCACCACCUACCUCUCCAGCCAGGGACAUUGACCUCCCCCCGCCCAUUGACACCCCUUUCCCUGCCCACACUAAUGAGGGUAGCCUGAGUCUGUGAGAUUGAGAAGGUCAGACUCUCAGGAACACAGAGACAGGCCAGACUCAGCGGGGCUGUGCUCGGGCACACACCGAAACGCAGGGAUAUAGACGUAGCAUAGGAAGUUCGGUCUGAGAUGACCCUAAAUCUAUUCCCCGGGCAGCAGUUUGGGGGGAUAGUGGAGGUGUCGUUCCCAAGUGUGCCCUAGCCCCCAGUGUGGAACUGUGAUACCUCCCAUACUCUCCCUCACCAGACGCCUUAUAUGUCUAGUUCCCUGUCCUGGCUAUGCAAAGGGGACCAGUGGCCUGUUCUCUGCCCCACCCUACCAAUCUUUCCCCUCCCCUAGUAUCACAUCUCCUACCCUCCGGGUAGGUGCUGCCAAUCAUAUGUCUUUCCUCAUAUCCUACUCCAGACUCCCCCCAACCCCUUUUUCUUUUCAGAGCCCUUAAGGGGAUGGGAUCCCAAAGUGCUAACCCUUGAGACAUUGAUCUGUCUCCCAGGCUAUUUGACUGACGGGGGAGGGGAAGGCAGAGAUGGGGUUGAGCCUUCUCAUCAAAGACUCCAUUCCUAUUGGAUGCUUCACAGGGCAAUCCUCACCUCCAGGGCUCUGUAUUGGAGGCAUAUCAAUCGGCAGGUCUCUACUAGAUGCACUCUAAUCUUUAUGCCCAGCCCAGCAUGGAGAAAGAAAGGAGCUCACAGGCAGGUUAUGAAACUACAACUCACCAGGACAGUGAAGAACUGAUUGAUUGAUUGCAAAAUCUCAACUACAGGAUGAAUAAAAGUUCAGAGAACCCUAGAACUCUAAGGGACCUUGGAAAUACAAUUCCCAUAAUCUCUUUGUCCACAGGGAAACCAAAGGUUGAGAACUAGUUAUUUGCCCAUUUAAAUAUAUAUACCAAACUAUAGUUACACAUGUAGUCAUGUGGUUCAGGCUUAAAACAGCAUUAAAAAGGGUAAUUCAUUAUGGACUUGGAAAACAGAGGUGGGGCUCCAGGAGCUGUUGGCCACCUCCCUCAUCCCUUUCCUCCUGCAAAAAAAAAAGUUGGGAAGAAUAUGUUGUCCUGUAUCCCUUUACAGAUGGGAAAAGGAGUGGUGAAAUCCAGUUCAAGUAGUAUUAAUGCCAAACCUUUAUCCAGUGCUUAAAGACUUGCAAAAUGCUUUCCUCUGUAGUCCAGUCAGGUAAGAUUUUUGGGACACCUUGCACUAUCUAUUUUUCAGAUGAAAUGGGUUCAGAUAUGAAAUGACUAUCUUUGGGCACCCAGCUAAUAAGUUUCCACCUCUUUACUGAGAUCCCAAUCCAGGUCUUCUGACUCAGAGUCUGGUGCUGUGUUUGAAUCCCCCCCUUUUAGCUACGAGGCUUCUCUUUGGCUCUACCCACCCAAUUCCUUUGAACAAUUUGGCUUCUUCCUCCAAUCAUCAGGAAAUAAGGAAUCCUAGUUUCUCUUUGGACCUGGUCUCUCUGGGCCACCACCUGAGGAUGGUAGAGUGCAGUCUUUUCCUUUAAGACUCCUAGGGAUUCAAAGGUCCUUGGCUUCAGCUGUUACUUGAAGGAAGGUGGUCUCAGAGGCCCUCUCAGACCCUUUAUGAAGUAGCUUCUUCCCAAAAUCCCUCUCUGUUGCUGUCCAUCUCUGUCUCAAUAAAUAUUUCUUGAAUAUC